AUGGAUGUAAAGACGGCUUUGUUGUACGGCAAGGUCAAGGAGGAGAUUUACGUUGACCAACUACCCGGUUUCAUUAACUCAAAACUUCCCAACCAUGUUUACAAGUUAGACAAAGCUCUAUAUGGGCUGCAUCAAGCUCCUAGAGCUUGGUAUGCUACCCUAACUCAGCAUUUGCUCAACCACGGCUAUUCCCGAGGCAGCAUUGAUCAAACCUUAUUCAUCAAACAUGUCGGUCCAGAUCAAAUUCUUAUUCAAAUAUAUGUGGACGACAUUAUUUUUGGGUCGACAAGCCAACAACUUUGCAAAGAGUUCGAAGCAGUGAUGAAGAAGAGGUUCGAGAUGAGUUCUCUUGGGGAGAUGACCACGUUUCUGGGGCUUCAAGUCCAACAAUCUUCAACCGGAAUCCUUAUUCAUCAAGCAAAGUAUGUGGAUGAUGUGUUGGAGAAGUUCGGGUUCCGAGACGUGAAACCUGCUCUUACACCCAUGGCAGAAAGACCUCUUCUGACCCUUGAUCUUGAGGGUGAAUCCAUAGAUCAGACGCAUUAUCGAUCAAUGAUCGGAUCUCUCAUGUAUCUAACUGCUAGUCGCCCAGAUGUAAUGUUUGCGGUCUGUCAAUGUGCUCGCUACCAGGCUAAUCCUAAACUCUCUCCUUUAAUUGAUGUUAAACGGAUUUUUCGGUAUCUCAAAGGGUGCCCAAAACUGGACAGCAACUAUGGCGGGUGCGAUCUUGAUAGAAAAUUGACUUCAGGAGGAUGCCAAUUUAUUGGUGAUAGAUUGGUUUCAUGGCAGUGCAAGAAGCAGCAUAUCGUUUCCACCUCAAUAGCAAUAGGAGAGUAUGUCGCUACAUCUGCAUGUUGGUCUCAAAUUAAGAUAGGAGACAUGGAAUUUGCUAAGGUCCACAACUCUGCCAUUUUUCUCGAAGACCCUCCUGCAGCUCACAAUGACUUAAAGUUUACUGUUGAUGGUUUGAAGAAGUCUUGCCUGGUCCAUGCUUUAACCACAUGCCCUGCAAUCUACCAGAAUCUGAUCAAGGCUUUCUGGAGGAGCGCAGUUGUGAAAAAGAAUAAUCAGGGUGAAAAGUUCAUUGAAGCAAAAAUUGAAGAAAAGAAAGUUCAAGUAACAGAGAGCAUCAUUCGGGAAUCUCUCCAAAUAGACGACUGA
This is a messenger RNA of Lactuca sativa (garden lettuce), 1161 nucleotides long. Lineage: Eukaryota; Viridiplantae; Streptophyta; Magnoliopsida; Asterales; Asteraceae. The record is from RefSeq and is a predicted model, not a curated record.